GAGAUAUAAAUAUAAAUACGGAGGGAACUCUCUCUCUCUAUUCUCUCUCUCUUCUUUCUCUCUCUUCCUUCGUAUGGUUCUGUGUUUGUGUGUGGCUCUGUGUUCGAUACGGAAUGAGAGAAUCGCGCGGACAACAAGAAACCAAGACGGCGUUGAAUUGGUUGUACAUGCAUUUUGAGAUUUUUCGUUGACAAAAACGAAUAUAUUGCUUUGCUGGUUUGAUGAUAUAAGAGUGAGAAAGAAGGAAAUGGAUUCGGCUAGGAGUUGGUUUCAGAAGCUUCAACCGAGAGAUAAGUUGAGAAAUUCUUCUAGGAAGAAGGAUAGUUUGUCUGGAGAUCUAGAUGAGGAAAUCGAUCCACAAAUGGAUGAGGAAGCGCUUUCCAAUAUCACGAAGCAGAAGGUCGCUGCUGCUAAGCAGUAUAUUGAGAAUCAUUACAAGGAACAAAUGAAGAAUUUGCAGGAGAGAAAGGAACGGAGAAAUAUUUUGGAAAAGAAAUUAGCUGAUGCUGAUGUAUCUGAAGAAGACCAAAACAACCUUCUUAAAUUUUUGGAGAAGAAGGAGACUGAAUACAUGCGACUACAAAGGCAUAAAAUGGGUGCUGAUGAUUUUGAGUUAUUGACAAUGAUUGGCAAGGGUGCAUUUGGGGAGGUUCGUGUCUGUAGGGAAAAGACAACUGGUCAUGUAUAUGCUAUGAAAAAGCUGAAGAAAUCAGAAAUGCUUCGUAGGGGUCAGGUUGAGCAUGUUAAAGCUGAAAGGAAUCUGCUCGCUGAGGUGGACAGCAUAUAUAUCGUGAAGCUAUACUGUUCAUUUCAAGAUGAUGAAUAUCUUUAUCUUAUUAUGGAAUAUUUACCUGGAGGAGAUAUGAUGACUUUACUUAUGAGAAAGGACACUUUGACAGAAGAUGAAGCUCGAUUUUAUAUUGCAGAAACCAUUUUGGCUAUUGAAUCUAUUCAUAAACACAAUUAUAUUCAUAGGGAUAUUAAGCCUGACAAUUUGUUACUUGAACGAUAUGGACAUCUGAAGCUGUCUGAUUUUGGACUGUGUAAACCGUUAGACUGCAGUAACCUCCAAGAGGACUUUUCAAUAGCGAACAAUCCAACUGGGGUUGCACAAAAUGAUCAGAAUCCAGCGCGCUCCCAGCAAGAACAACUGCAACAUUGGCAGAAGAAUAGGAGGAUGCUUGCUUAUUCUACUGUUGGUACACCCGAUUAUAUUGCUCCGGAGGUUCUGUUGAAAAAAGGUUAUGGGAUGGAAUGUGAUUGGUGGUCACUUGGUGCUAUUAUGUUUGAAAUGUUGGUUGGGUACCCACCUUUCUAUUCUGAUGAUCCAAUGUCGACGUGCAGGAAGAUAGUUAAUUGGAGAACUCACUUGAAAUUCCCUGAAGAGGCAAAGCUAACUCAAGAGGCAAAAGAUCUUAUUACUAAACUUUUGUGUAAUGUCAACCAGAGGCUAGGAUCAAGAGGUGCAGGCGAAAUAAAGGCGCAUAAUUGGUUCAGAGGUGUUGAAUGGGACAAACUCUAUCAGAUGGAAGCUGCGUUUAUCCCCGAGGUCAAUGAUGAAUUGGAUACUCAAAACUUUGAAAAGUUUGAAGAGUCGGAAAAUCAAACAAAUACUUCAUCCAAAACUGGUCCUUGGAGAAAGAUGCUCUCCUCCAAGGACCUCAAUUUUGUGGGAUACACGUAUAAAAACUUUGAAAUCAUCAACGAUUAUCAAGUUCCUGGGAUGGCUGAGUUGAAGAAGAAAACCAACAAGCCAAAGCGACCCUCGAUUAAAACCCUUUUCGGUAUGCUAAAACCUGUUUCAUUUCCCUCUCUAUAUACACAAACAUAUAUAUAUAUAUACACAUGUAUCAUCAUUCUCAUUCCUUUGGGGCUCACUUGGAUAGAUGGUGACUCGGAGUCAUCUGAAGCAUCAGAUACACCGGCAAGUGACCAAUCAUCAACACAAGGGAGUUUUCUGAACCUCUUGCCUACCCCAUUAGAAGUUCCGGAGGACCAAAAGACCCCCUAAUUCUCGCCAGUCUAUUUGAUGGCGUAGGAGCUUGUUUCGGGAACCCAAUUUUUUUUCAUUCAGAGUGCUUAGAUAUGUAAUUCUCAAUGCUAUUCCUGCUGCGCCUGAAACUUCUUUCACAGCCUCAUUAUCAGUUGGAGCUUCAAGGUUUAAUUUACCAAAAAGCUCCAUCAAAAGCCUGAAACAAAGGCGAUCGUAAUCAAAGAAGCUUACUAAUUACACACCAUUGACACGCAACCAAAGAAGAACAGGUCCUGUAAGUUCUUUUUUUCUUUCUAUAUACCGAAAAAACUACAGACAGAGGGAACUUGGAAGUAAGUAGACUUCUAAUUCUAAUUCAUUCUCUACUGAUACCUAUUUUUGUUUUUCUUUGGUUUCCCAUUUUGUUAUUUUAAGUCAAAUCUAUUACUAUUUACUAGUAAAUUACCCAAAAAAAUGUUGUACAAAGUUGCCUGAGAACUCGUACCAUUUGUAAUAUCUUGUUCUGAUUUUUCUAAUAAUGAGAGGAGACACACAAUAACAAUUUGUUCAA
Molecule: messenger RNA, 2543 nt
Organism: Cannabis sativa
Lineage: Eukaryota; Viridiplantae; Streptophyta; Magnoliopsida; Rosales; Cannabaceae
Exons: 13
Coding region: 248-2011 (587 amino acids)
Biological process (GO): intracellular signal transduction; peptidyl-serine phosphorylation
Molecular function (GO): protein serine/threonine kinase activity; ATP binding
Source: RefSeq, a predicted model, not a curated record